Laccaria bicolor S238N-H82 is the source of this 216-nucleotide messenger RNA. RefSeq lists its product as uncharacterized. The coding region runs from base 1 to 216 and encodes 71 amino acids. The transcript has 2 exons. NCBI's taxonomy places the organism in Eukaryota, Fungi, Basidiomycota, Agaricomycetes, Agaricales, Hydnangiaceae. The record is from RefSeq and is a predicted model, not a curated record.
AUGUUCAAGCCCCUACCAUCAGAAUUUUCCAGAUAUGCGAUCAACUACCAUGUACAUGCAUUGUUGAUCACCACCAUCAUUAACCACCAUCCCUUCCCUCCCUCGCAUCUUCCACCUGUCUCUCAACCCCGGGAGCCUGUCCAGGUCAUCGCUCGUCUAAACUUCGCCAUGUCACGCGGACUCCACGCAUCUUCCAACAAUGUGGGCUUACCUUAG